This is a messenger RNA of Pseudonaja textilis, 2115 nucleotides long. The record is from RefSeq and is a predicted model, not a curated record. NCBI's taxonomy places the organism in Eukaryota, Metazoa, Chordata, Lepidosauria, Squamata, Elapidae.
UUAGCAACCAUGUCCAAAAAGCAGGGGCAAAGAUGGCAGGCACUUUCUCCGCCUUUCCCUUCGCAUGGGAGGUGGACUCCGGCGCGCUGGUACCCCCAGAAGGCCGCCGACAAGACUGGAGAUUGACUAGCAGUGGAGUGGGGCUCAAUUAUAGCCCAUCAUUGCCUUUCCCACCGCCCUAUGCGCGAGCCACGAUCCAGGAACCGUUGCCACCUGCCUCCCAGAAAGUAUGGCGGGACGAAGUCAUUCCCCGGCUGGCUACCACUGCACAACUUGCCCACUGCAUGAAAAUUCACAGGGAACUUCUAGCUCAACCCCGAUACACUGUGUCUGCUUUGCAUCCAAGUGUCCACUACAAUAAAGAAUUGAGAGAGAAGCUGAAACUUAGAGCAUGGAGGUUCCCCUUGACUAUGGAAAACCAGAAGAGUGAGAUCCAAGCAAAUUUUCGUGGUUGGCCCAAUCUGCCACACGACCCCACCUUUCAUGCUGGGCCUCAGCCAUUUAGACUGGCAGCUCAUCAUGCAGAUGGAGCAUCCAAGUCGGUGGUAGCCACUACGCAGAACAAUGACCUGGCUGGAAGACCUUUCUACAUCUGUGACAAGGCAGUGCUGCAGCUUAAUGAACCCUACUUAUCUACCACUGCCCAGGACUUUCGAAGCUUCACACAGUUAGUGGAACAUCUGUGGAAAGAACUUCAAGGGUAUACUCAGAAGAAAAUUCCCAAUUUGGAUCCUUACCCUCUGAUUCGUGUUCCUGGGCCUAUGCGGGAUCUCCAGAUGUUUCCAAAGGCUACCCAAGUGCCCCACCUGAUCCUGAACCCAGCUGUACCUCACCGAGGUUUAUUCAGCCUGGCCCAAAAAACCUACCAACUUCCCAAUGACCACAAGCGUACCUGGGAUCGUUUCUGCCCUGUGGAGCAGCCACCCACAGUUUCCUGCCGGGUGCCUGUGGUACAAAUCAUGUGUGUGCCACACAUGUAUGAGACGGAGUAUAAAUGCUAUGGAAGUGGCAAACCUAUGCCAGUGUGAGAUGGACAGAGAUUUGCACUCACUCAUGAUUCCCUUUCUCCUACUUCAUCCAAAAAGGAAAAAAAAAAUAUUUUACCAUGUUUACCUUUUGAUCACUUUGUUGAAAUAACAAAAACAAAAACUCUAGAUGCAUUCUAAAGGAACGUUUUGACUUAUAUUUUACCAUAUUGUCUUAACAUUUUAGCCUCAGAAAGCUAUGAUCAAACUAGAUCAAACAUAAAAGUUGCCAUGCUUGUGCGCUCACUUGAAGAAUAUUAAGCCCACACAAGUAAGCAAACCAGUUCAGGAUUAAUGUGCAAGAGUUAAUGAGCAAGAAUACUGUAUAUAAAGGAAGGGGAUUUCUGGAGUGAGAUAUAUAUGCCCUUCUUGGCUUCUUAUAGAUUAAUCUCACUCCAUACAUAACAUGACUUCCGUGGGGAUACUUAAAAUCUGGUUCCAAAGUUCUAAUGGCCAGGUCAUCAACUGCAUUUUGAGUGUUCAGAAACUGACCUACAUCUACAGCUAUACAUCUGCAGUGUACUGCAGUCAUAUGAACAUGUGAUGUUUUUCUAAAAAAUGCCCCGUUGUUUGCUUUAUGACCAUUGUGCUUAACAAUUGCAAUAAAAAGGUCAUAAAAUUGAUCAAUUAUAUGGGUGCCCAUUUUAUGAUUCUUACAACUUACUUAGUGGGCCAGCUCCAUUAUGAUCAUAAGUCAAGGACUAUUGUACAAUGAUAUUGAAUUCCAAAACAAAAAGUCAUAAGGGAGUAGCAAAUAAGUAGCAUUUUGCUAGGCCUAGAUAAUACUUCAGGAUCAAUAGCCAAAGAGAUUUGCUUGUUAUUCACAAAACAAGCCCCAACAAUACAAGCCCCUGUAUAUUGGCUCUUUGCUAUGUGGUUCACAUAGCAAGUAUAGAUAGAUUUUCACAGUCAGAAAAUAGGUUUGUUAUAUCUUGCCUGCUUCAGACCCCAUUUUGUAUAGAUGAACCAUGAAAUGUAUUGCUGUACUAGAGUUUGUUAAUUUUGGAUUGGUUAUAUAAAAUUCUCAAACAUUUAAAUAAUGUUUAAGCAAACAAUGACUUAAUGCAAUUGUUUGAACCCAAUCUGAAUG